AUGACGUCCCGGGCCGCCUCUCUGCUCUUCGCCGCCGGGCUGCUCAGCCUGUCGCUGUGGCUGCUCGGCCAGCCGCUGCUCGUCGCCUCGCCCGACCGCGGCCGCAUCUCCAACCUCGACCUGGUGCUGGGCGAGUCGCUGCCCGCGCACCUCAACCUGUCGUCGCGCUUCUACGCCUCGGACCAGGCGCGCGCCUUUUGCGCCGCCCACGGCUACCGCGUCUUCUCGCCGCUGGCCCGCUCCGGCGAGCGCAAGAUCUACGACCUCUUCAUGGUCAACACGGAGCUCGACUGGAUGGAGAUCCGCCUCGAGACGCUCUACGCCCACGUCGACUACUUUGUCAUUGUCGAGUCGCCCAAGACGUUCCAGGGCUCCGACAAGCCGCUGACGGUCCGCGACAACUGGGCCCGCUUCGCCCGCUUCCACGACAAGAUGGUCUACCACCAGCUCGUCUUCCCUGCGACCUUCAACCCCAAGCGGCCCUGGGACUACGAGGACCUGCAGCGCGACGCCAUGUACGACCAGGUCUUCCCGCAGCUCGAGGGCCGCGCCGCCCCCGAGCACGGCGACGUCAUCCUCGUCGCCGACGUCGACGAGAUCCCGCGCCCCGAGACGCUCUUCCUGCUGCGCGCGUGCAGCUUCCCGCGCCGCCUGACGCUCGCCUCGCGCUUCUACUACUACUCGUUCCAGUUCCUGCACUCGGGCCCCGAGUGGCCGCACCCCCAGGCCACCACCUACCAGGGCUGGCGCACCGUCCGCCCGACCAACCUGCGCAACGGCGACGGCGGCAUCCCCUUCCUGCGCGACCUCGACAAGGCCCGCCUGGGCAACGCCGCCUGGCACUGCAGCAGCUGCUUCGCCACCAUGGAGCAGUUCCUCAACAAAAUGGCCAGCUUCUCCCACGUCUGGAUGAACCAGGACGAGUACCGCGACAGGGACAACAUUGCCAAGGCCGUCCGCGAGGGCAAGGACGUCUGGGGGCGCGACAUUGACACCUUUGAGCGCAUCGAGCGCAACCAGGACAUUCCGGCGGUGCUGAGGCGCGAGGGGGACAAGUACAGGUACCUGCUGGACAGGAGCGGCAAGUCUGCUGGCUUUACGGAUUAUCCUUGA
Trichoderma reesei QM6a is the source of this 1113-nucleotide messenger RNA. RefSeq names its product glycosyltransferase family 17. The coding region runs from base 1 to 1113 and encodes 370 amino acids. Lineage: Eukaryota; Fungi; Ascomycota; Sordariomycetes; Hypocreales; Hypocreaceae. The record is from RefSeq and is a predicted model, not a curated record. Gene Ontology annotation, biological process: protein N-linked glycosylation; N-acetylglucosamine metabolic process. Gene Ontology annotation, cellular component: membrane. Gene Ontology annotation, molecular function: beta-1,4-mannosylglycoprotein 4-beta-N-acetylglucosaminyltransferase activity. The transcript has a single exon.